Messenger RNA from Egretta garzetta (little egret), 1735 nucleotides. RefSeq names its product GPN-loop GTPase 3 (gene GPN3). The record is from RefSeq and is a predicted model, not a curated record. Gene Ontology annotation, molecular function: GTPase activity. Lineage: Eukaryota; Metazoa; Chordata; Aves; Pelecaniformes; Ardeidae. The transcript is spliced from 6 exons. Bases 459 to 956 code for a protein of 165 amino acids.
GUUUUGCAUGGAAUACUUUGCCAAUAACUUUAACUGGCUAGAGGAAAGCCUUGGGCAUGUGGAGGAUGACUAUAUAUUGUUUGAUUGCCCAGUUGUCAGAGUCACUUCCAGAUGUUCAGAAAGUGAAUUUGGUCCCAGGCUAAUCUGGGUGACUGCUCUGAUUUUUAAUAGCAUCAUAUGGUGUGGGAAGGCCAUUGCAACUGCUAACUAACACUAAUUGGACAUCAAGGGAGGACAAAAACCUUCUAUUUCUUUUCCACUUCUCCAGUACAAGUUCAUUCUAAUACAGUCAAGAGUUGUCCAAAAAGAAGGAUGAUGCUUUAUCAGCCUUUAUUCAUAUUAAGUGCAAUGCUCGUAUUUAUGUAACUGAUAACUGUUCCUGUUAGCUCCACGUUUCUGCAUACUAACAUCCCGAGUGUGCCCCAGGUCAGAUCGAACUCUACACACAUUUACCAGUGAUGAAACAGCUGGUGGAGCAGCUUCAGCAGUGGGAGUUCCGUGUCUGUGGAGUUUUUCUUGUGGAUUCUCAGUUUAUGGUGGAAUCUUUUAAGUUUAUCUCUGGAAUUCUGGCAGCACUCAGUGCAAUGAUAUCUUUAGAGAUUCCACAGAUUAACAUCAUGACCAAAAUGGAUUUGCUGAGCAAGAAAGCUAAGAAGGAAAUAGAAAAGUAUUUAGAUCCAGAUAUGUAUUCCAUGAUUGAAGAUUCUACAAAUAUAUUGAAAAGCAAAAUGUUUAAAAAAUUGACUAAAUCUAUAUGUGGAUUGAUUGAUGACUAUGGUAUGGUUCGAUUUUUGCCUUUUGAUCGCUCUGAUGAGGAAAGUAUAAACAUAGUUCUGCAGCACAUAGACUUUACCAUUCAGUAUGGAGAAGAUCUUGAAUUUAAAGAACCAAAGGAAUGUGAAGAAGAUAAAUCUGCUCUUGUGGAUGAAUACUUUCAAGAUCAGGUGGAUGAGUAAAAAAAGGAUGUUCAAAAAUGGGAGGAAAAUACCUUGCUUGUGUUAAAAAAUGAAAAAAAAAGUCCACUCCUACAUAAACAUACUUGUUUUAUCUGUGAGAGAACUAAUAUUUAUAGUGAAGAGCUAUAUGACUUCAUAACUAUUUUAAUAAACAAUUUUUAUUCUUAUGCUUGUGUGUUAUAAAAUACAUGGGCUAGUGUUAGUACAUAUAAAAGUUACAUUCAUAUGUGGGUUAAAUGAGAUACAUCCAUAUGAGGGUAUCUCACUUAUGCAUAUGAAUGUUUGAGAAAAAAUCUAAUUAUUUGCAAAAGAGGCAAAGCCAAACCUCUGUAUGUUGUGAUAUAUCCUUAUCUCCAGUACUGAGUAGUUAGUUUCAUUAUUAGAUGAGAGAAGUAAUUGUUCUAAAGGGUGAAAAUUGUACUUCAUGAGCUGAACCUGAAUUAGGCGAAAAGAUGACUGGCAACUUCAAAGGGAGAUCUGGUCUGUGGGUGGUCUCUCACCCUUCUUGAAGAACAUGAAUGUUUUACAUUCACUUUGGAAGAGCCCAGAUUUUAAGCUGUCUUAAGGCUGUUUUUUGUACAACUUGCACAUGGCUUUAAGUGGUUUAUACAUCAGUAACAUCUUAAGUGCAGCGCAACAUUUAAAGAAAAUCAGCUUAAACAGAACUAAGGGUGGUCUUGUGCAGUCAUGUUAGCUAAUGAGGAAUUCAGCAAUAAAUAAAUGAGCUCUUUCUUUGUUCACCUGAAUAAAGAACUCUUACUCCUACUAUGGACACGUUA